Messenger RNA from Syngnathoides biaculeatus (alligator pipefish), 2011 nucleotides. RefSeq names its product nuclear receptor subfamily 4, group A, member 2a (gene nr4a2a). NCBI's taxonomy places the organism in Eukaryota, Metazoa, Chordata, Actinopteri, Syngnathiformes, Syngnathidae. Gene Ontology annotation, molecular function: nuclear receptor activity; zinc ion binding; nuclear glucocorticoid receptor binding. Gene Ontology annotation, cellular component: transcription regulator complex; nucleus. The record is from RefSeq and is a predicted model, not a curated record. The coding region runs from base 167 to 2011 and encodes 614 amino acids. Gene Ontology annotation, biological process: cellular response to corticotropin-releasing hormone stimulus; regulation of transcription by RNA polymerase II; central nervous system neuron differentiation. The transcript has 9 exons.
AGGAAGACCCACCCCUGAUAAGCUCGCACCUGAAUGCUUAUUGCAUGGAUUGAACGCAACCAGCUGGAUGUGAAAGAGGGGACUCUUCCACCUACCUGAAUCCAAAACGGUCAUCGUGUGUACUUUCCCAAGUGUGAGCCCAGCCCCCGUCGCACGAACUUGAGCCAUGCCCUGCGUCCAGGCUCAGUAUGGAUCAUCACCGCAAGGAGCCAGCCCCGCGUCCCAGAGCUACAGCUACCACGCCGCCGCGGCAGGAGAAUACAGCUGCGACUUCCUCACCCCCGAGUUCGUGAAGUUUAGCAUGGACUUGACCAACACCGAGAUCACGGCCACCACCUCCCUGCCCAGCUUCAGCACCUUCAUGGACAACUACAACGCGGCGGCCGGCUACGACGUCAAGCCGCCGUGCCUCUACCAGAUGCCGCACGCCGGUGGCGAGCAGUCGUCCAUCAAAGUGGAGGACGUGCAGAUGCACGGCUACCAUCACCACCACCACCACCACCCGCACCACCAGCAGCAGAGCCACCUGCCGCCCCCGCAGUCCGACGACAUGAUGAGCCACCCCGGGCCCGUGUACUUCAAGCCGCCGCCGUCGCCGCACGGCCCCAGCACGCCCAACUUCCAGGUGCAGGCGGGCGGCGUGUGGGAGGAGCCCGGCGGGCCCUCGCUCCACACCUUCCACCACAACUACAUGAUGGAGCAGCGCAAGAACCCCGUGUCGCGGCUCUCGCUCUUCUCCUUCAAGCAGUCGCCGCCCGGAACGCCCGUGUCCAGCUGCCAGAUGAGGUUCGACGGCCCGCUGCACGUCUCCAUGGGCCCGGCUGCGGCGGCGCACCACCGGGGCCUGGACGCGCAGAGCUUCGCGGUGCCCGGCGUCCACCGUAAGCAGGCGAGCGGCCUGGCCUUCCCGCACUCGCUGCAGCUGGGCCACGGACACCAGCUGGUGGAUAGCCAGGUGCCGUCGCCGCCUUCCCGCGGAUCACCGUCCAACGAGGGGCUUUGCGCGGUGUGCGGGGACAACGCGGCCUGCCAGCACUACGGGGUUCGAACCUGCGAGGGAUGCAAGGGCUUCUUCAAGCGCACCGUCCAGAAAAAUGCCAAAUAUGUGUGCUUAGCCAACAAGAACUGUCCUGUCGACAAACGCCGAAGAAACCGUUGCCAGUUCUGCCGUUUCCAGAAGUGCCUUGUGGUUGGAAUGGUGAGAGAAGUCGUGAGGACUGAUAAUCUGAAAGGUCGACGAGGACGUCUGCCGUCCAAACCCAAAAGCCCCCAGGAGCCCUCCCCCCCGUCGCCGCCGGUCAGUCUCAUCAGCGCGCUGGUCAAGGCCCAUGUGGACUCCAACCCGUCCAUGUCUGCACUGGACUACUCCAGAUUCCAGGCGAGCCCUGACUACCAAAUGGCCGGAGACAACACGCAGCACAUCCAGCAAUUCUACGACCUGCUCACCGGCUCCAUGGAGAUCAUCCGCGGCUGGGCCGAGAAAAUCCCGGGCUUCUGCGAGCUGCCCAAGGCGGACCAGGACCUCCUGUUCGAGUCGGCCUUCCUGGAGCUCUUCGUCCUGCGGCUCGCGUACAGGUCCAACCCGGUGGAAGGCAAGUUAAUCUUUUGCAACGGCGUGGUGCUGCACAGGCUGCAGUGCGUCCGCGGCUUCGGCGAGUGGGUGGAUGCCAUCGUGGAGUUCUCCUCCAACCUGCAGGGCAUGAGCAUUGACAUCUCGGCGUUCUCCUGCAUCGCCGCGCUCGCCAUGGUCACAGAGAGACACGGGCUGAGGGAGCCCAAACGGGUGGAGGAGCUGCAGAAUAAGAUCGUCAACUGCCUGAAGGACCAAGUGACGUUCACCGGCGGGGGCUUGAACCGACCCAACUACCUGUCCAAGUUGCUGAGCAAGCUGCCCGAGCUGCGCACGCUGUGCACGCAGGGGCUGCAACGCAUCUUUUACCUCAAACUCGAAGACCUCGUGCCUCCGCCCGCCAUCAUCGACAAACUCUUCCUCGACACGCUGCCUUUCUAA